CCACAGGUAAGAGAAGGACCCUCAGGCAAAGUGGCCGUUAGGGGCUAAAGAGGAGCAAGCUGUCACAUCUGGUGCAGCUCAGUAGUGUAGACCGAGCCUUUUUUACUCUGACAUGGCACUGGCUGAGGUCGUGGUGGUGGGAUCCUGUAUGACUGAUCUGGUGAGUCUUACUCCACGUCUGCCGAAAGCUGGAGAGACCAUACAUGGACAUAAGUUUUUCACUGGAUUUGGGGGGAAAGGUGCCAACCAGUGUGUGCAGGCUGCUCGACUUGGAGCUAAAACCUCAAUGAUCUGCAAGGUUGGGAAAGAUUCCUUUGGUAAUGAUUAUAUUGAAAACUUCAAGAAAAAUGGGAUUCCUACAGAGUUUGUAAACCAAGUGGAAGAUGCUGCUACUGGAGCUGCUUCAAUUGUGGUCAAUAGUGAAGGGCAAAACUUUAUUGUCAUUGUUGCAGGAGCAAAUUUGCUUUUAAAUUCUAAUGACUUGAAGAAGGCUGCUCAUGUCAUCUCGAAAGCCAAAGUGGUGGUUUGCCAGCUUGAAGUCACUCCAGCGAUUUCUCUGGAAGCUAUGAAAAUGGCUCAUGCCAGUGGAGUGAAGACUUUGUUUAAUCCAGCUCCAGCACUUGCUGACCUAAAUCCAGAGUUUUAUACCCAUUCUGACAUCUUCUGUUGCAAUGAAAGUGAGGCAGAAAUUCUAACGGGCAUUACAGUUGGUAAUGCUGAAGAUGCUGGACGUGUGGGAUGUAUCUUGUUAGAGCGAGGCUGCAAGACCGCCAUUGUAACCUUGGGCCCAGAGGGUUGUGUCAUGGUCUCCAAAAAUGCACCCACUCCAAAACAUGUUCCUGCUCAGAAGGUCACCCCUGUGGAUACCACGGGAGCAGGUGAUAGCUUUGUAGGAGCCCUGGCUUUCUACCUGGCCUAUUAUCCCCAUCUACCUUUGGAGGAAAUGCUGAAGAGGAGUAACUGUAUUGCAUCUAUUAGUGUGCAAACAACGGGGACACAGACAUCAUAUCCCUACAGAAAGAACCUGCCACAAAAUCUCUUUUAAGUGACAUUCCUACACCAUCAAAAUGGGCAAUUUUUUCUUUGUUCAGGUAAGAGAAUUAUUAAGCAGGAUUUUCAGCACAUAUACUUAUAUCCUAUGUGGAUUAAUGGUUUAAAAAAACCCAGGUAUGAUUGUUUUAAACUUAACCUCAUGUGCACUAUCACACCAAGUGGUUGAGAGAAAAAUAUGUUUAUAGCCCUUCACUUUUAGAUCUAGGAAUGCCCACAUUUAUUGCCCAAAUAAGGGAUCAAUUACAAGAUAUAGUUUGUUUUGGUGCUUCAAUGCUGUCUUCAUAAAUGUUUCUAAAAAUUGGAAGUUGUGAUUUCAAAACGGAAAUACUGUGCAAGAAUAAAAUCUUCUAUAUUUUGUGAAAUCUCUCUCUUUUCCGAAAUAAAGAUGUCAAAACAGGAA
This is a messenger RNA of Anolis carolinensis (green anole), 1453 nucleotides long. It is a transcript of the gene rbks, whose product is annotated as ribokinase. Lineage: Eukaryota; Metazoa; Chordata; Lepidosauria; Squamata; Anolidae. Gene Ontology annotation, biological process: D-ribose metabolic process. The transcript has 8 exons. The record is from RefSeq and is a predicted model, not a curated record. Bases 113 to 1045 code for a protein of 310 amino acids. Gene Ontology annotation, molecular function: ribokinase activity.